AUGUGGAGGCAAGAUAUGACCGAAAGCGUUUCGUCAAGAAAAAAAAACAUACCGAAUCAAAUUGGCAGCGUUUUAGAGCAAUUCCUUUUCCAACCGCCUCGCUUCCUUUCCGGUCCAGACGCAACUCGACCAGAAACGUCAUCGCCACCACUUUUGUUCCGCCUUGAUAAUGGCCUAGUACACUCACCUCCCACUAAAGGCCAAAUGCGGUGCUAUGUUUCGGUUUUGGCCGAGAUAAGGCGUCCGUAUCUCAACCUCUGCCCCCGGGAGGCUUUGCGAGUUUGUUGACGGUCUAUUUUAGGACUCUUCCGCGGCUGGAAACGAUGGCAAGUAUCCUGUGGCCGGAGCCUCUGUCAAGCGCGCAGCUGAAGCGGCUGGAGGAGCACAAGUACAGCGCCUCGGGUCGGUCCCUGCUGGAGCCGCCGUGUCAGAUCUACUGGAACUGGCUGGUACAACAAAUACCGACAUGGGUCGCCCCGAACACGCUGACUAUAGUGGGGCUAAUCGUCAACAUCGUCUCCACGCUUCUGCUUGUGUUUUAUUGUCCCACGGCCACAGAGGAGGCUCCAGCCGGGGUCUUCAUUCUGAGUGCCCUGGGUCUCUUCGUGUACCAGUCUCUGGACGCCAUCGACGGCAAGCAGGCCCGCCGCACAAACAGCAGCUCCGCUCUGGGCGAGCUCUUCGACCACGGCUGCGACGCCGUCUCCACAGUGUUUGUCGCCGUGGGCACGUGCAUCUCCUGCGGCAUCGGCAGAUACCCAUACUGGAUCUUCUUCUGCGGCUUCAUCGGGAUGUUCAUGUUCUUCUGCGCCCAUUGGCAGACCUACGUGUCGGGAACCCUGCGCUUCGGCUUGGUGGACGUCACCGAGGUGCAGUUCGCCAUCAUCACCAUGUACCUGAUGUCGGCAUUCGGGGGUGUGAGCCUUUGGCAAAGCACGUUGCCCCUCGUCGGACUGAAGCUGUACGUCUUCCCCAUCAUGGGCAUCAUCGGAGGCGCCGUCUACUCCUGCCACAACUACUUCCACGUCAUCUUGAACGGCGGCGUCGGUAAAAACGGCUCCACGGUGGCGGACACCAGCGUGCUGAGUCCCGGCUUGCACAUCGGCCUCAUCCUCACGCUGGCCUUCAUCAUCUUCAAGAAGUCGUCCAGCCGUCUCUUCGAGCAUCACCCGUGUCUCUACCUGCUGGCGUUCGGCAUGGUCGUCUCCAAGAUCUCCAACAAGCUUGUGGUGGCGCACAUGACGAAGAGCGAGCUGCACCUCCCCGACACGGCCUUCAUCGGACCGGGCCUCCUCUUCCUCAACCAGUACUUCAACAGCUUCAUCGAUGAGCACAUCGUCCUGUGGAUCGCCAUGGUGCUCUCCCUUGUGGACCUGACUCGCUACUGCACGGGCGUGUGCCUCCAGAUCGCCGGCCACCUGCACAUCCGAGUCUUCAGCAUCACGCCACCGGGCCCCGCCCACCGUGACUGACGGCUUGCCCGGCGGGAGGAGGCGGGGGGAGAUGCGGACCUCUCCCCGCUCCUGAAAGCAGACGACGAAGACGAGCAGAGACCAUCCACCCCGAGCCUCGACCAAGUGACCAUCUCCGCCUGAAAAGGAAAAAAAAAGAAAACCUGCCUCGCUCGCCAAAGGAAAAUAACGCUCCCGAAUGUUCCCAAAAAUAACCCAAAUACCAAAUUGUUCUUUUUUUUCAGCCAAA
Molecule: messenger RNA, 1701 nt
Organism: Doryrhamphus excisus (bluestripe pipefish)
Lineage: Eukaryota; Metazoa; Chordata; Actinopteri; Syngnathiformes; Syngnathidae
Gene: chpt1
Product: choline phosphotransferase 1
Biological process (GO): phospholipid biosynthetic process
Cellular component (GO): endoplasmic reticulum membrane; Golgi apparatus
Molecular function (GO): diacylglycerol cholinephosphotransferase activity
Source: RefSeq, a predicted model, not a curated record